Messenger RNA from Dendrobium catenatum, 621 nucleotides. RefSeq lists its product as uncharacterized. The transcript has a single exon. The record is from RefSeq and is a predicted model, not a curated record. The coding region runs from base 1 to 621 and encodes 206 amino acids. NCBI's taxonomy places the organism in Eukaryota, Viridiplantae, Streptophyta, Magnoliopsida, Asparagales, Orchidaceae.
AUGACACCUUAUGAAGCUUUGUAUGAAAGGAGGUGUCGAACUCCUUUAUGUUGGGCUGAGACUGGAGAAAGAAAGAUCAUUGGAGCUGAUUUAGUAAAUGAUGCUACUGAAAAGAUAAGGCUGAUUCGUGACAGAUUGAAGGCUGUGCAAGAUAAACAGAAGAAGUACUAUGAUGCCAAACAUAGAUUUGUUGAGUUUGAUGUUGUAGAGUUUGUAUUCCUCAAGGUUAGUCCUAUGAAAGGUGUGAAGAGAUUUGACAAAGUUGGAAAACUAAGUCCAAGGUAUGUUGGCCCUUUUGAGAUAUCAGAGAGAGUUGGCAGUGUGGCUUACAGAUUGAUUUUGCCAUCUCACUUGAGUGGAGUACAUAAUGUAUUCCACAUCUCUUCUUUGAGGAAAUAUAUUGCAGAUGAAGCUCAGAAGAUCAGUACUGAAACAAUAGAUAUCCAGCCAUAUCUGACAUUUAUAGAAGAACCUGAGAAGAUCAUAGACUAUGAUGUUAAGCAUCUUCGAAGCAGAGAGAUUCCUUAUGUUAAAGUUAUGUGGAAGCAUGGAACUGAGAAAGAUGCUAAUUGGGAGAAGGAGUCAGAGAUGAAUGAGAGCUACCCUCACCUUUUUAACUAA